Messenger RNA from Patiria miniata (bat star), 2923 nucleotides. Its product is annotated as cytochrome P450 3A19-like. Gene Ontology annotation, molecular function: oxidoreductase activity, acting on paired donors, with incorporation or reduction of molecular oxygen; iron ion binding; heme binding. The record is from RefSeq and is a predicted model, not a curated record. NCBI's taxonomy places the organism in Eukaryota, Metazoa, Echinodermata, Asteroidea, Valvatida, Asterinidae. The coding region runs from base 107 to 1651 and encodes 514 amino acids. The transcript has 13 exons.
UGAGCCUGUAUAAACCAGGGUUCGUAAUGAUCAUUUCUGAGGGAAUUGAAAACAGCAAAAGCGGUAUAUAGUAUAAUAGUUUGUCUGAAUUUGUGGUCAAAACAUAAUGGAGCUGUUAGGAUUGGACUUGUCCGUGACAUGGCUGCUGGUCAUUGGGCUCGUUCUUGUGUCAGUUUGGUAUGAUUGGUGGUGUCACCAUUAUUUCCAGAGGCGUGGCAUCCCUGUAGCCGACUACAUUCCUUUCUUUGGGAACCUACUGCAAUUUCGUCAUGGAAUCCAGGAGACUUUCACCGAGUACGUGAAGAAGCACGGAAGAGUCGUCGGGACGUAUAGUUUCCGACAUCCAUUUCUGAUCAUCACUGAUCCUGACAUUUUGAAAAAUGUCUUGGUCAAGAAUUUCGCCAGUUUCUACAACAGGAGGAAAUUACCACUUGCGCAAAAGCCCUUGAACAGAGGCUUGACUCAGCUUGUGAAUGAAGAAUGGAAAGAGAUACGCAACGUCAUCACUCCGUCAUUCAGUGCCUCGAAAUCUUACCAGAUGUCGGAGACGAUCAAUGAAUGUUGUGAUACCUUGGUGGCAAGUUUCAGCAAGGCCCAGGAGGGAGGAAAAGCCGUCGACUGCAGAGUGUUGUUUGGUGGUUUCACCAUGGACGCCAUUGCGAGUUGUGGAUUCGGCCUCAAAGUUGACUCCCAGCAGAACAAGGAUGAUCCUUUCGUCAAGAACGCAAAGAAGGCCUUCGAUUUCAACCUGUUCAGUCCCGUCUUCAUGAUCAUCGCCGUCUUUCCUGCACUGGAACCCAUCUUCAGUUAUCUCAAAUACGACAUGUUCGACCCGGAAGUUAUGAAAUUUUUCAUGAACGUCACGGAGGCCGCGUGCAACAUGCGCAAACAGGAGGGUCAGAAUGCGUCAAAGCACAUCGAUUUGUUGCAGCUGAUGCUGAACGCCCACGAGGACGAGGAACACGAGGAGGAAGACAUGCCCACCACAGAGAGCGGUCAGAACAAGGGCGCCGCCCAUCGCAGACCACUGUCAACAGUGGACGUCAUGGCACAGGCUAUCACCUUUUUCCUGGCUGGUUACGAGACUACCAACACGCUGCUGAGCUUCACUGCCUACCUGCUGGCUACCAACCAAGACACGCAAGAGAAACUGCACGCUGAGAUUGACAACCUCGCUCCCACACGUGACAACCUCGGCUAUGACGUCAUCAGCAAGAUGGAGUACCUGGACAUGGUGAUCAAUGAAUCACUGCGCAUGUAUCCCCCAGCAGUCGUAUUUGAUCGUAUGUGCAAUGAGACAAUUACCUACGAAGGUCUUACCAUCGAAAAGGGUAUGAUCGUGUUCGUCAGUCUCUGGACUUUACAUUACGACGAGGAAUUCUGGCCAAAUCCGACCAAAUUUGACCCGGAAAGGUUCAGCCCUGAGAACAAGGCCUCCAUCAAACCGUGCACCUACAUGCCGUUCGGCUCUGGUCCUCGUAACUGCAUCGGUAUGCGCUUUGCCUUGCUGGAAGCCAAGAUGGCGCUGGUCCGUGUGCUGCAGCAGUGUCGUUUUGAUGUCUGCUCAGAAACCGAGAUCCCACCCAAGCUUGGUAAGAUGGGCUUCCUUGCUCCGAAGAGUCUGAAGCUCAGUGCAGUCCCAAGAAACUAGGCAGCAACCACGGAGGAUAGAAAGAGAGAAAUCUCUAUGAUGUCUGCCUUGAGAUGAUUGCAACAAGACGUUCAUGUUGCGUCUCAUUAUUUUGUUCACCAAUCACUCAUUUGGCAAUUGGGUAGGGUUAUGGCAUUUGUGCCACUUUUGUGGAAAUAAUAGCAUCAAGUUAAUUUGGAUCUUUACACUUCGAUAUUGAAUGCAAAACUAAGUAAGGUCUAUAUUUUGUUUUUGCGAAUAAUUUUUUGUGCAAAGCUUAUAAUGUGACGAUGAUAAAUAUUAGCUUCUGUCAAUGUGUUUUGCUCGUCAAAGCAACAUAGAAUUGGUUAGUGGAAAUCUUUCUUAGUUGUUUGCUUUUACGAGUAAUUGUCGUAGUUAUUGAGUUUCGUGUGCCUGACAGCAGAGCGCGUGCGGCGGCAUUUCCGGCGGAAAUUAAUACGAGUUGUUCCAAAAACUAUGAUUUAAACGUAAGCCAAAUUUAAAAUUCGUUAGAUAUAUAAUACCUGUGGAAGAACGUGGAUUGAUUGUACUCGUGGGGGAGCACUCUUUUGGAGCCUUUAAAUGCAAUUUUCUUGCAGUGGUUUUUUUCGCGUCAGAUCUAACGAUCUAUGUUCUUCUGCCCGGCACCUGACGUGUUAUAUAGUAAAUCUUCUUUAGACUGAGGUAUCUGUUUUGAAAUCAUGUUUUAGGGAAACCAGAGUAAAUUUCGUGUCAAACAAGAACAGAUUAAAUUCCCCCCCAAAAAGUUUAUUUUAAAAUGCCUUUAUUAAAUUGCUGAAAUAGAUAUGCAAAGGGGCAUAAUAUAUAGGUUGAAAUAUGUAUUUCAGUUGUGUUCCUUCUCAGAUAUAUUUUAAUGAAAUUUUCUAUUUUUGGUGCAAGUUUUGUGAUAAGUUGUACUAUUCGGCAUGAGUUUCAGCACUUUGAUAAAAUAUCGCCAUUUUAGUGCCUUUCUGAAGUUUAAUGGGUGGAAAUAAGUUACGCCCCUUCACAGUAACAAAGCUAAUGCUAAGAGUAAUAUUUACUGAUCUUUACAUUUCUAUACAUCCGAUGUUUAUAUUUAUAGAUCUUCAACAUAAUGCCUUUUGACAUCACUUCGUUGUUUUAGUAGUGUUAAUGAGUUAAGGGUCAGAUCGACGCCAAGUAUUGUUCGAUUUUCAAAUAGAUGUUAAAAAUUCAUAUGCAACAAGAAACUUAUGACAACUACACAGUGUACUUACACAUAAAUGCUAAUGUACUUUUACCGUGCUUGGCUCUCAAUAAACGUAUCUUUGC